AGCGCUGACUGGGUCCGAGCGGUGGAGCGGCGAGCCGGACCUGGGUUGGCGCUGAGGUGGCGGAGAUUUGGGGCUGCGAGGCAGCUGGACUUCCCGCGCCGGGCAGGGCAGAUAUUUCUGGACCAGAUGAAGCCCGAGGAAACUUCCAGCUGUAGAAUAGGCCAGGAAGCCUUCUGAUUGUGGAUUUGCAGAAGACUUGCCCCACCUCUCCACACAAUGUCAGGAAACCACAUACCUUCUGCCAGUGGCCCCUUCUCAGCCCUGACUCCGAGCAUGUGGCCCCAGGAGAUCUUGGCCAAGUACAUGCAGAAGGAAGAGUCAGUGGAACAGCCAGAGUUCUGCUACGAUGAGUUCGGUUUCCGCGUGGACAAGGAAGAUGGCGCCGACCUCGGUCCCAGCAAGCUGCCGGGGGCGGCUCUGUUGGAGGACCCCCCGCAGAGGCUGCGGUGGCAGGCCCACCUGGAGUUCACCCACAACCACGACGUGGGGGACCUCACCUGGGACAAGAUCGCCGUGUCUCUGCCCCGCUCGGAGAAGCUUCGCUCCCUGGUGCUGGCCGGCAUCCCACACAGCAUGAGGCCGCAGCUGUGGAUGCGGCUCUCUGGGGCCCUGCAGAAGAAGCGGAGCUCCGAGCUGUCCUACCGAGAGAUGGUGAAGAACAGCUCCAAUGACGAGACCAUUGCUGCCAAACAGAUUGAGAAGGACCUGCUCCGCACCAUGCCCAGCAACGCCUGCUUCGCCAACGUGAGCAGCAUUGGGGUGCCCCGCCUGCGCAGGGUUCUCCGAGCCCUGGCCUGGCUCUACCCAGAGAUCGGCUACUGCCAGGGCACAGGCAUGGUGGCUGCCUGCCUCCUUCUGUUCCUGGAGGAGGAGGACGCUUUCUGGAUGAUGUGUGCCAUCACUGAGGACCUGCUCCCUGCGUCCUACUUCAGCACCACUCUGCUGGGCGUCCAGACCGACCAGCGGGUCCUGCGCCAUCUCAUUGUGCAGUACCUGCCCCGCUUGGACAAGCUGCUCCAGGAGCACGACAUUGAGCUGUCCCUGAUCACACUGCACUGGUUCCUCACGGCCUUCGCCAGCGUGGUGCACAUCAGGGUGCUGCUGCGCCUCUGGGACCUGUUUUUCUACGAGGGCUCCCUGGUGCUCUUCCAGACCACGCUGGGCAUGCUGCGGCUCAAGGAAGAGGAGCUGAUCCAGUCGGAGAACUCGGCCUCCAUCUUCAACACACUGUCAGACAUACCUUCACAGAUUGAGGACGCGGAGCUGCUGCUGGGGGAGGCCAUGCGGCUGGCCGGCUCCCUCACGGAUGUGGCCGUGGAGACGCAGCGUCGCAAGCACCUGGCUUACCUCAUUGCAGAUCAGGGUCAGCUCCUGGGGACCAGUGCCACCACCAACCUCUCGCAGGUUGUGCGUCGCAGGACCCAGCGGAGGAAGUCCGGCAUCACCUCCCUGCUCUUCGGGGAGGACGACCUGGAGGCGCUCAAGGCCAAGAACAUCAAGCAGACGGAACUGGUAGCUGACCUCCGGGAAGCCAUCCUGCGCGUCGCACGCCAUUUCCAGUGCACAGACCCCAAAAACUGUAGUGUGGAGCUGAGCCCGGACUACAGCAUGGAGAGCCACCAGCGGGACCACGAGAACUACGUGGCGUGCUCACGCGGCCACCGGCGCCGGGCCAAGGCCCUGCUGGACUUCGAGCGACACGAUGACGACGAGCUGGGCUUCCGCAAGAAUGACAUCAUCACGAUCAUCUCUCAAAAGGACGAGCACUGCUGGGUCGGGGAGCUGAACGGCCUGAGAGGCUGGUUUCCAGCCAAGUUUGUGGAAGUCCUGGAUGAACGGAGUAAAGAGUACUCCAUCGCGGGGGAUGAUGCUGUGACAGAAGGCGUCACGGACCUUGUACGCGGGACCCUGUGCCCAGCUCUCAAGGCCCUGUUUGAACAUGGGCUGAAGAAGCCGUCCCUGCUCGGGGGCGCCUGCCACCCGUGGCUGUUUAUUGAGGAGGCAGCAGGCCGGGAGGUAGAGAGAGACUUUGACUCGGUGUAUUCACGCCUGGUGCUGUGUAAGACGUACAGGUUGGAUGAAGAUGGCAAAGUCCUGACCCCGGAGGAGCUGCUCUACCGGGCUGUGCAGUCUGUGAACGUGACCCAUGAUGCCGCACACGCACAAAUGGACGUCAAGCUCCGGUCCCUUAUCUGCGUGGGGCUCAACGAGCAGGUGUUGCACCUGUGGCUGGAGGUGCUGUGCUCCAGCCUGCCGACCGUGGAGAAGUGGUACCAGCCCUGGUCCUUCCUGCGCAGCCCCGGCUGGGUCCAGAUCAAGUGCGAGCUCCGCGUCCUCUGCUGCUUCGCCUUCAGCCUCUCCCAGGACUGGGAGCUUCCUGUGAAGAGAGAGGAGGAGAAGCAGCCACUGAAGGAGGGUGUUCAGGACAUGCUGGUGAAGCACCACCUCUUCAGCUGGGACAUAGACGGGUGACGCUCUUCCUCCAGCGGCCUCGUCAAGCCCGGGCUUCCCCCACCCCGUUGGCUCCCGAGCAGCCCCUUCCUCAAGCAAGAAGAGAACAGCACGGUC
Messenger RNA from Neogale vison (American mink), 2568 nucleotides. RefSeq names its product small G protein signaling modulator 3 (gene SGSM3). The transcript is spliced from 22 exons. Gene Ontology annotation, molecular function: protein binding. Bases 217 to 2472 code for a protein of 751 amino acids. The record is from RefSeq and is a predicted model, not a curated record. Lineage: Eukaryota; Metazoa; Chordata; Mammalia; Carnivora; Mustelidae.